Molecule: messenger RNA, 1710 nt
Organism: Portunus trituberculatus (swimming crab)
Lineage: Eukaryota; Metazoa; Arthropoda; Malacostraca; Decapoda; Portunidae
Product: peritrophin-44-like
Exons: 2
Coding region: 114-974 (286 amino acids)
Cellular component (GO): extracellular region
Molecular function (GO): chitin binding
Source: RefSeq, a predicted model, not a curated record
GUGAACCUUGGGUAUAUAGUACCAGUUUAUCUGUCUGUGGCACCGCUCGUUAAUUAUACUCACUCACCGUCCACGGCUUCAUUCACGUAACACCCUGCCUCACAAUCACUACCAUGGAUCCACGAUCGCUCCUCCUGUUGGCGCUAGCUUUUGUUCCUGCCUCUUUCACGCAAACCUGCACCAACCAAGAUGCGUGUCUAGUAAGCUGCGAGGGUUGUACUGGCAUCACCAUGGUCCAUGACCCUAUCAACUGCCACCGCUUCUAUUACUGUAAUGAUGACCAGCUGCUUACCGACAGUCCCUUUGAAUGUCCGAAUGGACAAGAGUUUAAUCCACAGACUCAUGCAUGCGAAGCUGAUUUGGACGGAGAGGAAUGCAGGCCUCCUUGCGCCUCCAAGGGAGAGUGCCACUACAAUUGCCAGCCAGGUGAUCCACUGAUCGCUUCACUCUAUGACUGUGGGACAUACUAUGUAUGUGACGAUGAGGGCAACUUUGGACUUCCAAAGACUUGUCCCCCUGAGAGACCAUUCUUUGACGGAACGGAGUGUCAGACAAAUGAGACUCUCUGCUGUCACUGCCACGGCUACUGUUUCCCAGGUGAUGAAGGCAGAUUGGUGGUGGAUCCCAAAGACUGCCGCAGAUAUUAUAUAUGUGUCACUGAAGGAGUGCCGGUCUACUCUGGAACCUGCGACAAAGGAGAACAUUUCGAUGCCGUUUCCCGACAGUGUUCGACAGAAGCGCCCUGCCGCACGAUGUGUCGCAAUGUGAUCGGUGCCGAUGGCUGCAUUGAAAAUUUUACCUGCCGAGGAAAAGGAGAAUUCGCCAAGUGCCCAAAUAAAUGUUUCCCCGAGUACUAUAACUGCUUGGAGUUUAGCGACACCUAUGCCCCAGCAGUACUUUGUCGCAACGACAAUUACGUGUUUGAUCCCGAGGAACUUGAAUGUGUUCAUGAGGAUCGUUGCAGCAUAAACUAAGGCUAUGCCAUGACUCCCGUGAUCUGCCACAUCUACGAGGGUUCACCUCUGGUGUGUUCUUAAUACACACUUAAUUUGACACCUGACCUCCACUUGUUUCCUCCUAACAAUAACAAUGAUUUAUUUUCUUAAUCGAUAUAUGUUUAAUUAAACUCUCAUGAAAUGCAUUUUUUGAUUGAAAUAUAAUAUUUAAAAGCGUUUAAUCUUUAUGCGAAAUAUCAUUGCAGAAAAAAAUAUGCACAUCUUCAAUAUUUUCCUGUGUUGAAUGGUUUGUGCUACUGUACUACGUGUGUCCAGCGGUGCCUGGGACCAAUUGUGGAUCAAAGGGUCCGAGAUGAGGGGGAUGCAGCCACCCUCUAUUGUUUUUUUUUUUUUUUGUUAUUAAGAAAGAUGUUGUAUAUUGCAUAGUGUAAGGUAAUAGGUAUAUACGGAACAAUGAUUUAACAAGGCUUUCUGAAAAUGUUAUUAUUUGUCCUUAUUGAGCAAAGUUAAUCUAACUUUGUUAUAUGAAAUCUAGGAUAUGUUAAAUAUAAUGCCAGUGCAACUGUAUAAUUCUCUCUCUCUCUCUCUCUCUCUCUCUCUCUCUCUCUCUCUCUCUCUCUCUCUCUCAGCACACCACAAUUUCCCUGAAUACUUUGGUUAUUCACAUUUUUUACACAACUAAAAUUUUCCUUUGUGCCAUUUUGUUAUCAUGAAAAAAAUAUUAAAAAAAAAACCGUUUUGUGUAAGAAUACGA